AAAAUAUAGGCCUGGCCUCACGUGACCUCUGCUGCAGCAACUUGAACAGGACAAGCGACAGCUACAGCCUUAAGGUCGGGAAAGUAAGAUGAGGAUUUGGAUCCUGCAUUGCCCUGCCUUCCACCCUAUCUCUCCCCAAAUAAUAAACGGCCAUCCUUGGGAAGCAGCAGAGUUAAGACAUCUCCCCACUUCCCUAGUGACAUAAACACAAGCAGUAGAGCAUGUUCAGAUGGCACAGAAUCCAGGGACUACAUUUCAUGAGGAGAAUCUGGUACCAAAAUAUGGGUGGGGAGUCCGGGGUUGUGAGAACGCAAGUGCAAAGAGGGGAACCUUCCUCCGUUUCUACUCAUCGGAUCCUGACGCUGAGUCUUCUGAGCUGGGGGGAGUACUGGCUAGUUCUUCUUCUUCAGAGUCCUCACUCUGCCUCCUCUUCUUUUUGCUCUUGUUCUCUCCAGAAGAGCUCUCAUCACUAGAUGCAAACUCUUUGCUUUUGAAGCUCUCGCUUAGCUGCCUUGAGGCCGACUUGGAUGAUGAGUCCCUAGAGGGCGUGGACUUCUUUUCCAUCUUUACCUUUACUUUCUUCUUCUUUGACUUGUCCCUUUUAGAAGACUCGCCUCAGCCACCUUCAUAUUCCUUCGUGGCUUCUUCAUAUUCCCUCCUGGCAUCCUCAGCCUUGCGAUCCCACUCCCCUUUCUUCUCUUUGGACAUUCCCUUACAGAUCUCGCCAGCCUUCUUGGAAAGAUCAGUGAUACUGAUGCCAGGAUGGCCUGACUUGAUCUUCUCUCAGCUGGCAUUGAGCCACAGCAUGUAGGCAGACAGGGGCCUCUUUGGGGCAAUGGGGUCUUUGCCUUUCUUCACCUCCACAGGCUUCUUUUGGCUCUUGCGGUCCUUGGCCAUCUUGGCCUUUUUGAGCUGUUUCUGCUUCUUCUCAUCCCAGUCACUGUCACCCUCAUUACUGCAGAAGCUGGCAGAGACA
Callithrix jacchus (white-tufted-ear marmoset) is the source of this 976-nucleotide messenger RNA. The record is from RefSeq and is a predicted model, not a curated record. NCBI's taxonomy places the organism in Eukaryota, Metazoa, Chordata, Mammalia, Primates, Cebidae.